Penicillium chermesinum is the source of this 657-nucleotide messenger RNA. RefSeq lists its product as uncharacterized. The coding region runs from base 1 to 657 and encodes 218 amino acids. NCBI's taxonomy places the organism in Eukaryota, Fungi, Ascomycota, Eurotiomycetes, Eurotiales, Aspergillaceae. The transcript has a single exon. The record is from RefSeq and is a predicted model, not a curated record.
AUGGACAAUCUAGACCAUUGCGACGAUCAAUGGUCCACUAUCCUGGAGAGAUACCCCUACAUCUCCACCCCACAAGCAACACCGCGGACCUUCCCAGGCCACUCUGAAGGGGUCCAUGUGCCCGGAGCAUACGUUCCAGCCACUCCGUCCAUGUCCAUGAGCGCACCUUUCACCCCAGCGACAGGAUCCUCUGGAAACACUCCGUACAUUCUGUAUACUCCCCUCUCUAUAUCGAGCUCAACGCCCGCCUACUACACUCCUCAGCCCACUUAUCCUGUGCCUCCCCACAUGGUUCCCGCAUUUGCUCAGCCUCAGCCUUAUUCCCCGGUGUCUCACGCCCGCACGACCUCAUUCCAGGGAGAGUCACCCCCAGGAACAUGCGCCGAGGACGCAGACAAGGAGCCUCCGUCGCCCUCUCCCUCCGCUGCGGGCCCUAGCUGCAACUUCGGAGGCUUAUCCCACGCCGGAAGAUUCAAAUGCGAGUGGAAAGGCUGCAGGUACAACGGCGCUUUUGGUCGCUGGGCAGAGCUGAAACGCCACAUCGAGACCAAGCACGUCUACCCGAACCAUUUCCAGUGCUACCGGUGCAAGAAGCAGUAUAACAGGAAGGACAAUCUGGAAGAGCAUUGCAAAAAAGCACAUCCACAUGACCCGUGA